CAAUAAAACCACCUGCCUAAUAUCUUGUCGGUCCCUCUUGUGCCGCCAAAACAGCUCUAUCCCGUCUGGCAGCAGAUCAUUUUAAGUCCUGUAAGUUGCGAGGUGGGGGCUCCAUGGAUCGGACUUGUUGGUCCAGCACAUCCCAUAGAUGCUCAAUCGGAUUGAGAUUUGGUGAAUUUGGAGGCCAAGUCAACACCUUGAACUCUUUGCCAUGUUCCUCAAACCAUUCAUGACCAAUUUUUGCAGUGUGGUAGGGUCCUGCUGAAAAAGGCUGAUGCCAUCAGUGAAUACCGUUGCCAUGAAGGGGUGUACAUGGUCUGCAACAAUCUUUAGGUAGGUGGUGUGUGUCAAAGAAACAUCCACAUGAAUGCCAGGACACCAGGUUUCCAGCAGAACAUUGUCCAGGGCAUCACACUGCCUCUGCCGGCCUGCCUUCUUCCCAUAGUGCAUCCUGCUGCCAUCUCUUCCCCAGUUGAUGACAUGGUGUUUAUUCCUGGUGGGAGAAUGACGAUGGGAACUAGUGCUGCUGAUGGGAGAGACGGGGAAUCACCAACACGAGCGGUCACUGUCCAACCUUUUAAGAUGGACAAAUUUCCUGUUACGAACUCCAACUUCAGGGAAUUUGUCAGACUGCAGAAAUAUAAAACAGAGGCUGAAACAUUUGGUUGGAGUUUUGUCUUCCAGGAUUUUGUGUCUGAUGAGCAGAAAAGCAAGGUUACUCAGAAGAUUGAGUCUGCUCCUUGGUGGUUACCAGUCGAGAAGGUCUUCUGGAGACAGCCAGCAGGACCUGGCUCUGGUAUCAAGGACAGGCUGGAGUUCCCUGUGGUGCAGGUCAGCUGGAAUGAUGCACAAGCCUACUGUCAGUGGAAGAAGAAAAGGCUGCCAACUGAGGAAGAGUGGGAAAUGGCUGCACGUGGCGGUCUUGAAGGCAGGACAUUCCCAUGGGGCAACAAGUUCUUGCUGAACCGCAUUAACCUGUGGCAGGGCCCAUUUCCAGAUGGAGACACAGCAGAAGAUGGCUAUCAUGGUGUAGCUCCUGUAACUGCCUAUCCUCCACAAAAUAGCUAUGGACUAUAUGAUAUGCUGGGUAAUGUCUGGGAGUGGACCUCCUCACGUUUUCCUGGUGCUCAGACACAGUAUGCCCUGCGUGGUGCAUCCUGGAUUGACACAGUCGAUGGUUCAGCCAAUCAUAGAGCUCGUGUCUCCACUAGGAUGGGAAAUACACCAGACUCUGCCUCUGAUAACCUGGGCUUCCGCUGUGCUUUGAGUUCAGAUGCAAAGCAGGAGACAAGCAAAACCAGAACCGAGCUGUAGGAGCCAAAUGUUUAAUGACCAGCUAAUGUCAGUGGUGCAUUUUGAAAUGCAUUCUACAUUUCUCCUGUUCAGACAUGAACAGUGUUAUAUUUACUUUUUUACACAAAAUACUGCCAUAUUAAAAUAUUAACAAUCUUAUAA
This is a messenger RNA of Xyrauchen texanus (razorback sucker), 1455 nucleotides long. It is a transcript of the gene sumf2, whose product is annotated as sulfatase modifying factor 2. The transcript has 9 exons. The record is from RefSeq and is a predicted model, not a curated record. NCBI's taxonomy places the organism in Eukaryota, Metazoa, Chordata, Actinopteri, Cypriniformes, Catostomidae. Bases 364 to 1314 code for a protein of 316 amino acids. Gene Ontology annotation, cellular component: endoplasmic reticulum.